Messenger RNA from Pediculus humanus corporis (human body louse), 498 nucleotides. RefSeq lists its product as uncharacterized. The record is from RefSeq and is a predicted model, not a curated record. NCBI's taxonomy places the organism in Eukaryota, Metazoa, Arthropoda, Insecta, Psocodea, Pediculidae. The transcript has 3 exons. The coding region runs from base 1 to 498 and encodes 165 amino acids.
AUGGCUGCAACACAAGAAAAAUGUGAUGUAGUCGACAGUUGGGAAGACAUAGAUGAAAAUGAGAUUAUUGAAAAAACUUUUACAAAGAAACCAGAAUCUACAGGAAAAACAAUUAAUGGACCAUUAGUUAUUCAAAGAGAAGAUAGUUUACGCACACAAUAUACACCACCAGAGCCUUCAGUGAAAAUUUUAAAAAGACCAGCAAAAGAUAGUAGAGCAAAUUGUUCAAAUAAUGAAGUUUUAGGUAUAACUAAUGGUGAAGUUAAAAACAAUAGACAGCCUGUUAGAACAUUGCAGCAACGUCAAUUAGAUUAUGCUGAAGCUAGGUUACGUAUAUUAGGAGAAGCUAAAAGUCCUGAGGAUGAAUUAGAUGAUAGGCUUAAUAAAAUGAAUAUAAAUUCAACAGGGGUUACCCUUCUCAGGCCAUGUGGCGUAGUAAAUAUUGUUCGGCAUCCAAGAGGACCAGAUGGCACUAAAGGAUUUAAUUUAAAAAGAUAG